GGGUUGAAAUCAAGGCUACAAUUCCAACUUCAAAUUACACUUAAAUAGGCCAUCAGACUUCUUUCUUAAACUCUAUUUUGUAUUCCAAGUAAACCUUUCAAACUCAGUAACUAAUUGGUCCAUCAUGAUUAUGAACCAUCACCCCUCAACCAGACCAGAUGGUAUACUCAUUUUACAAUAUUUGUUUCACUAAAUAUACUAACCAGUCCUUCAAACGGUGAGCUUCUAUCAAAAUAGUCUGGAAGUGAUGGCAUCCUCUUCCUUCUACUCAUCCCACCACCAACGCCUCCUUUCCAUGACAAAACUCAUAACAUCCCACGUAAACCAAUCCCGCCACAAACAAGCUCUCUCAAUCUUCCACCACAUCCACACCACCUUACCCAUCCCCCUCGACCCACACGUCUUCACCCUCAUCCUCAAAUCCUGCACCGCCCUCCACCUCCCCCUCCUCGCCACCUCCAUCCACUCCCACCUCAUCAAAACCUCCUUCCUCACCUCCAACCACUUCCUCUCCUCCUCCCUCAUCAACUUCUACGGCCACUGCAUCUCCCUCAACUCCGCACGCAAACUGUUCGAGGAAACUCCUCAACCAAAUGUCGUCGUUUGGAACUCCAUCAUCGCACUCUACUCCCGUUCACAACACAUUACAUCUGCUAUUAAUCUCUUUCACCUCAUGAAUGUACCUCCCAAUGAAUCCACUUUCAACCCGAUUAUCGCCGCUUUAUCAUCUUCAUUAUCACCAAAUCAAAACAAUGCUUCGUUUCAAGCUGUGAACUUCUACCGGAAAAUGAUUGAGUUGAAACUAAAGCCAAGUUUGAUCACGCUUCUCGCCCUUCUACGCGCGUCUGUUUUGACUGCGGCUUUGAAUUUGAUUAAAGAGAUUCAUGGUUAUGGGAUAAGGAAUGAUAUUGAUUCAGAUCCUCAGUUGAGUAGUGGGUUGAUUGAAGCUUACGGUAGAUGUGGUUGUUUAACGAAUUCACGUAUAGUUUUUAUGAGGAUGAGGGAAUGCGAUAGAGAUGUAGUUGUUUGGAGUAGUUUGAUAUCUGCUUGUGCAUUGCAUGGGGAAGCUAGGGAAGCUUUGGAGAUUUUUCGAGAAAUGGAGGUUUCGGGUGUGAAGCCGGAUGGGAUUACUUUUCUUGGUGUUUUGAAAGCUUGUAGUCAUGCUGGGUUGGAUGACGAGGCGUUGGGUUGUUUCAUGAGGAUGGAUAGGGAUUAUGGCGUUGAGCCGAAUAGCGAGCAUUAUUCUUGUUUGGUUGAUGUUUUGAGUAGGGCGGGGAGAUUGUACGAAGCUUAUGAGGUUAUUAAAGGGAUGCCUGUGAAGGUGACUGCUAAGGCAUGGGGUGCUCUUCUUGGGGCUUGUAGGAAUUAUGGAGAGUUGGGGUUGGCUGAGAUUGCGGCCAGAGCUUUGGCUGAGAUUGAGCCGGAUAAUGCUGCGAAUUAUGUUCUGUUGGCUAAGAUUUAUGCUAGUGUUGGGAGACAGGAGGAGGCUGAUAGAAUGAUUAGGGGAAUGAAAGAGAAAGGAGUGAAGACUACGGGUGGUAGUAGCUGGGUUGUGUAUUCCGAGUCCCGGGAUUAACUGUGUUGGCUAAAUAUGAUUUUAAUUUGCAGUCAUGGCUGAGAUGCGGUUUUCAAAAUUGUUGUAAGUCGCUGACAAAUGUUGUUUGUGUGCCCCCGCAAUUGGAGUCUCAAAGUUCUCAAGAACUGUUGAUGUUUUGGCCACAUUGAUUGUUUUUUGCAGUGGAUGUGAAGGAAUGCAGAGAGAAAAUGUCGUGGCCAUGGAAACUAGCACGCCAACAAUUGUUUUUGCGGAUCAUAAUUUAAAAGAUAAAACUUACAUACAGUAUUAUAGUUCUUGUUCUAAACUAAAAAGCACUAUUUUUAGGCAUAAAAAGUUUGGACAAUUAUGAGCACUGAGUAGCUAUGAGUGUUUAUUGUCAAGUUUAGUAGAGAACAACACCUAAGACUGAAGUGUUGUGUUUUGAAUGGAGGGGCAGAGGAUUGAACUUGAAAGCUUAUUGGUGAUUCGGGUCCCUUUGGAGAGGAUGAGGUUGACUUGUAGCUAACAGAGGCAGUAUAUGACCAAAGUCACUCUCAAUCUCACCGAGUUUAGGGAAAUGGAGAAUCAAGAAUGUGUUGAAACGUUUGAGAAAGUCACAUGGAAAAUUGAAAACUUCUCUCGCGUGAAAGCAAAAGAGAUUUAUUUGGAGCCUUUUGUACUUGGCGGGUAUCCAUGGAGAAUUAUUCCGUAUCCCCUGGGGAACAAUGUUGACGACAAUUACAGAAGAAUCUAACAAGGAGUUAUGUUCUGUUGGCUAAGAUUUAUGCUAGUGUGGGGAGACAGAAGGAGGCCGAUAGAAUGAUUAGGGAAAUGAAAGAGAAAGGAGUGGGACAAGGGGUGGUAGUAGCUGGUUGUGUAUUCCGAGUAUUGAGAUUAACUGUGUUUGUCAAACAUGAUUUUAAUUUGCAGUCAUGGUUGAGAUCCGGUUCUUAAAAUUGUUGUAAAUCGCAGACAAAUGUUGUUUGUGUGCCGCAAUUGGAGUUGCAAAGAUCUCAUGAACCAUUGAAGUUUUGGCCAUAGUGAUUAUUUUUUCGAGUGGAUGUGUGGACAUGAGAUAGUUUUGAAGCUACUACUCUGAGCUUCUAAAGGAAUGCAGAGCAAAAAUGUCAUGGCUAUGGAAACUAGCAUGCCACAAACUGUUUUUCGAUUGAGAUAGUCGGUGAAGUAUUGUGUCGGUGAAGUGUUGUGUUUUGAAUGGAGGGAUAGAGGAUUGAACUUGAAAGGAUAUUGGUGAUUCGGGUCUCUUUGGAGAGGAUGAGGUUGACUUGUAGCUAACAGAGGCAGGUUCGAUUUGGCACUUGCACUUUUUGUUAAGGUCAUUUGAAUUUUGCGGUUCUAACACUUGACAUGACUUUGCUGUUUUAAGAUUUCAUCCCUCAUGUAUUGAUUGAUAUUUCUCAUGUAAUUUGUUUGAUUUUAAUGUAUGGUAGAUUUGAAUAA
Molecule: messenger RNA, 2998 nt
Organism: Vicia villosa (hairy vetch)
Lineage: Eukaryota; Viridiplantae; Streptophyta; Magnoliopsida; Fabales; Fabaceae
Product: putative pentatricopeptide repeat-containing protein At1g03510
Exons: 2
Coding region: 248-1576 (442 amino acids)
Biological process (GO): RNA modification
Molecular function (GO): protein binding; RNA binding
Source: RefSeq, a predicted model, not a curated record